This is a messenger RNA of Ananas comosus (pineapple), 851 nucleotides long. RefSeq lists its product as uncharacterized. The transcript has a single exon. Lineage: Eukaryota; Viridiplantae; Streptophyta; Magnoliopsida; Poales; Bromeliaceae. The record is from RefSeq and is a predicted model, not a curated record. The coding region runs from base 132 to 500 and encodes 122 amino acids.
CACCCUCUCUUCCUUAAAUCGACCCCCUCAUUAAUUAAAAACCAAAAAAAGGGGAAAAAAAAAAAAAAAGAGAAGCUACAACGACAUUAACCACGAUCUCUUCGCCUUCUCUCUCUCUCUCUCUCUCUCUCAUGGCGUCUAGCGUGAUCCUCUCUUUCCGGCCACCGGUGCCGAUCCGGGCGAGCGCCGCCGCGGGAGGCGACCGGAGAUCGGAGGUGCGCGGGCGUAGCGGCGGCGGGGGGAAGUGGUGGGCGCCGCUCUUCGGGUGGACGGCGGAGCCGGACUACAUCGACGGCGGGGCGGCGGCGGAGAAGGAGACGGGCGCGGCGGAGGCGGCGCCGGCGCGGGGGCGGACGCGGCGGUACGCGGCGUUCACGGAGGAGAAGGCGAGGGAGCUUCGGAUGAGGAUGAUGGAGAUGGAGAGCUUCCACGACCCCAUGUACCACUCCGCCAUCGCCUCUCGCCUCGCUACCGACCUCCCUCGCCGGUCCGGCCCUUAAAUACGGAGGGAUCUACAGCAUUUGGGAUUAGGGUUAGGGUUUAAUAAGCGUGCGUGCGUGUGUGUGUUUGUGUUUUGGAGCGAGGUUUGAAAUAGUGAUCGUUCGCUCUCUUAAUAUGGAUCUCGUCGUUGAUCGCCGCUCUCUAUUCCCGCAAAUUCGUCAACGUGAUUAGGAGAAACGGCUUAUUAUCAAGUUUUAAUUUAUUAUUUUUUUUCUUUUUGUUGGUGUAUAUAUAUGUAUGAAUAAUGGUUUAAUCUGGGGAUGUUUUUUUGUCCCAAAAUAUUCUACUUGUAAUGCCCUCGCUUAGUCAGAUUAAAGGUUCCGACGUUUCCAGAUGCGGAUUUAGUGUGA